GUCAUCAGGGAACAAUAAAAAAUUAUUUUGUUGCAUUUAACACCUAAAAUUCAUGAUUUUCUACUAAAUUUCUACGAAAAAUCAGUCGAUCAUCGAAAUAAAAAAGCACUCAAGUCGUGAAAUAAUCAAAAAUCAUGUCGAUAAAGUCCCAAGAUGACAUUCCGCUGGCAGAUGCUGAUGACCAAGCCAUUUUCGAGGAAGACAACACAAAUAAUUUAAGAACAGGUCAAUCUAUGGACUCCAUUCCCAGCUCGUACAGCAGCUCCGAUGGUCAAGAUUUGCAAGACAACACGCCAGAUGAGCAGGAAGAAAAGGCGAGGCUCAUAACACAAGUGCUUGAAUUACAAAAUACUCUCGAUGACCUCUCACAACGCGUCGACAGCGUAAAGGAAGAAAAUCUCAAACUCAAAUCGGAAAAUCAAGUGUUGAACCAAUACAUCGAGAAUUUAAUGUCUGCCUCCUCAGUAUUCCAAUCGACAAAUCCCAAUAAUGUCAAAAAGAAGUGAACUACGAACAACAUGCUGCCUGUUUGAAUGACGAAAAACGACCAUUUAGGAACUUUUUAACAAAAAACUAACAAACCAAAGAAGAAAUUUCACUUAAAGUCAUUCAAGUUGCUUCAGUUUUAUCCAAAAUGUGCACAAUUUCCAGAAUUACUACUCACUAAUUUUAAGUUAUUUUAAAAAAAAAAGAGCCUGCAUGACAUCAACUUGGCUCGCAAUCCAAGCAAUGCUGUUUUGAGAUUUUUUUUUCUUAUUAUUUAUUAAGACGACUAAACAUUACUAGAGACUAUUCUAAAUCAAAUAAAUGCUUUGAAU
This is a messenger RNA of Culicoides brevitarsis, 818 nucleotides long. RefSeq names its product short coiled-coil protein B. The transcript is spliced from 3 exons. The record is from RefSeq and is a predicted model, not a curated record. NCBI's taxonomy places the organism in Eukaryota, Metazoa, Arthropoda, Insecta, Diptera, Ceratopogonidae. Bases 135 to 506 code for a protein of 123 amino acids. Gene Ontology annotation, cellular component: trans-Golgi network.